Messenger RNA from Bombus pyrosoma, 909 nucleotides. RefSeq names its product mitoferrin-2. Lineage: Eukaryota; Metazoa; Arthropoda; Insecta; Hymenoptera; Apidae. The transcript has 4 exons. Bases 1 to 909 code for a protein of 302 amino acids. Gene Ontology annotation, biological process: iron import into the mitochondrion. Gene Ontology annotation, molecular function: ferrous iron transmembrane transporter activity. Gene Ontology annotation, cellular component: mitochondrial membrane. The record is from RefSeq and is a predicted model, not a curated record.
AUGCAAGCAUUAACACCAAGUUCAGGAGGAGGUGGAGGAGGUGGAGUAGGAACAGUUCUGAUUAGAAUGGUACAACAAGAAGGUUUUCUGAGACCAAUUCGUGGUAUGAGCGUAAUGGUUGUAGGAGCUGGUCCUGCACAUGCAUUAUAUUUUUCGUGUUAUGAAUUUAUUAAAAACAAACUCCUGAGUUCAAGAACAAAUCCUAAUUUAAAUUUAGCUGCAUAUGGAACUGCUGGUUGUUUGGCAACACUUCUUCACGAUGGUAUAAUGAAUCCAGCAGAAGUGGUUAAACAGCGAUUACAAAUGUAUAACUCCCCUUAUCGAAAUGUUAUGACAUGUAUAACAAAUAUAUACCGAAAAGAAGGUAUAUAUGCAUUUUAUAGAAGUUAUACAACACAGUUAGCUAUGAAUGUGCCUUUUCAAAUGAUUCACUUCAUGACGUAUGAAAUUGCACAAGUUUUCACUAAUCCUGACCACACAUAUAAUCCAAUUGCACAUAUGGUAUCAGGUGCAUUAGCAGGAGCUGUUGCUGCUGCAGUCACAACACCUUUAGAUGUUUGUAAAACACUUCUAAAUACACAGAGUGGAGUCCAGGUUCAAGGCAUGACAGAUGCUAUUAAAACAAUUUAUAGAUAUGGGGGUUUACGUGGUUAUUUCCGUGGUUUGAAUGCUCGUGUCCUUUAUCAAAUGCCAGCAACCACUAUUUGUUGGUCAACAUACGAAUUUUUCAAAUAUAUACUACAUAAAAAACAAGGCGAUGGACAUCGCAGUCCGGAAGUUGACAACGAUUAUGCAAGUGGCAUUAAUCAGAUUCAAGGUACUUCUAGGUCUAGUCGUUUUCAAGAUAUGAGUGCAUAUCUCAACAAGAAUGCUCCAGCUUCAGUGUUACUUGAUGUGACUACAAGAUAG